Messenger RNA from Phytophthora infestans T30-4, 606 nucleotides. RefSeq names its product RNA polymerase II subunit A C-terminal domain phosphatase, putative. Gene Ontology annotation, cellular component: nucleus; mRNA cleavage and polyadenylation specificity factor complex. Bases 1 to 606 code for a protein of 201 amino acids. The record is from RefSeq and is a predicted model, not a curated record. Lineage: Eukaryota; Oomycota; Peronosporomycetes; Peronosporales; Peronosporaceae. Gene Ontology annotation, molecular function: RNA polymerase II CTD heptapeptide repeat phosphatase activity. The transcript has 3 exons. Gene Ontology annotation, biological process: termination of RNA polymerase II transcription.
AUGUUCGCCAUGCUGUGCGCUAACAACGUGAACCGCAGCACGGAGGCGCACGACCAUCUACAUGCCGCGGGGCUGCGUGUAUGCUCCUUCGGCGCGGGCAACCGCGUGCGUUUUCCCGGUCCGUCGCGCGACGAUCCUCGAAUCUACGAGUUCUUCACCCCCUACGAGACCAUGUACCGCGAGCUCAAGGCCGAGAACGCCGAACUAUUCAAGCGCAACGGCGUGCUGUCCAUGCUGGAGCGAGACAUGUUGACCAAGAAGUGUCCGCAGCGCUGGCAAGAUCUCAGCGUCAAGGAGCUCCAAGGUCUGGACGUUGUGCUGUGCUUCGACGACCGCAUCUUCGAGAUCGUACUCGAGGACCUGCAGCUACGCGGAGCAGCGCAGCCCACCGGGUCUGAGCUCACCAUGGCCUGGAGGCCGCUGCAUCUGCUCUGUCUCGACACUAAAGACACACCCGAACACGCCAAAGUGGGCGGGUCGUUGGCACUGGAGCUGUGCCAGGCAAUCGACGUGCUCAACAGUCUAAACGACGGUAUCAUCGACGCCAUUCAGGACUUUGAGAGUCGCAAAAAUGUGCACUUACUGUACUCGCUCCUGCAUGUGUAA